This is a messenger RNA of Lepidothrix coronata (blue-crowned manakin), 3248 nucleotides long. It is a transcript of the gene UGT8, whose product is annotated as UDP glycosyltransferase 8. Gene Ontology annotation, molecular function: UDP-glycosyltransferase activity. The record is from RefSeq and is a predicted model, not a curated record. Bases 445 to 2070 code for a protein of 541 amino acids. The transcript has 6 exons. NCBI's taxonomy places the organism in Eukaryota, Metazoa, Chordata, Aves, Passeriformes, Pipridae.
GGGGCUGAUUGGCGGAGGCGGCCGCGGCCCCUCCCGCCAGAGGCGGGCACGGGGGACCUGCCCUGUGCCGGGAGCUGCCCGCUGUCCCGGGAGCGGGGCAGUGCAUGGGGCGGGAGGGCAGCCGAGCCUUUCCCCGGAGCCGGGGGCGGACGGCAGCGCCGGUGUAUGCGGCGGCGCGGAGCGGGGGCAGCCCGGAGUGAUGCGAAGUUGAGGGAGGACGGAGCGAGGGAGCCUCCUCUGCUCGCAGGGCAGCCCAGCCCCGCAGCAGGUGCAGCAGAGCCCGGGCGGAGGCACCGGCGGGCCCGGCGCUCCCGGCGCCGCAGCAGCGCCGCAGCCCGGGCCGGGCGGACCCGGCUGAAGGACGAGAGCCCCGAGCGGAGCUGCGGCCAUCGGCUCCUUACCACAGGCAGCGACGCGGAGGAGCGGCCCUGAAGGGACAGCGCUAUGAAGCCGUACGCUCCAGCUUUCAUUCUCCUGUGGAGUGCCGUCGGGAUAGCGAGGGCUGCCAAAAUCGUCGUCGUGCCGCCAAUUAUGUUUGAAAGCCAUCUUUAUAUUUUCAAGACUCUGGCCUCAGCCUUGCAUGACCAAGGUCACCAGACAGUGUUUCUCCUCUCUGAGGGCAGAGAGAUUCCUCCAUCUAAUCACUAUAGACUUCAGCGCUACCCAGGGAUCUUUAACAGCAGCACCUCGGAUGAUUUCCUCCAGUCCAAGAUGAGGAGUAUCUUCUCGGGGAGACUGACAGCCCUCGAACUGUUCGACAUCUUGGACCACUACACCAAGAACUGCGACAUGAUCGUUGGCAACCAAAACCUCAUGCGUGCCCUGAAACAGGAAAAAUUUGACCUGCUCCUGGUCGAUCCCAACGAGAUGUGCGGAUUUGUUAUAGCUCACCUUUUAGGGGUUAAAUACGCCGUGUUUUCCACUGGCCUCUGGUAUCCAGCAGAAGUGGGCGCUCCGGCUCCCCUGUCCUACGUUCCCGAAUUCAACUCGCUGCUCACGGAUCGCAUGAACUUCUUCGAGAGGAUUAAAAAUACUGUUGUUUAUCUCAUUUCGAGGUUCGGAGUCAGUUUUUUGGUCCUGCCAAAAUACGAACGGAUAAUGCAGAAACACAAGGUUCUUCCGGAGCGGUCCAUGUACGACUUGGUCCAUGGAUCCAGCCUGUGGAUGCUUUGUACCGAUGUAGCGCUGGAGUUCCCGAGACCUACGCUUCCCAACGUCGUUUACGUGGGAGGGAUCCUCACCAAACCGGCCAGCCCUCUGCCAGAAGACCUCCAGGCGUGGGUGAAUGGUGCUAAUGAGAACGGCUUCGUGCUCGUCUCCUUCGGGGCUGGAGUGAAGUACCUAUCGGAAGACAUCGCCAACAAGUUGGCACAUGCCCUGGCCAGGCUGCCCCAGAGGGUUAUUUGGAGGUUUUCAGGGAACAAACCAAGGAAUUUAGGCAACAACACGAAGCUGAUUGAGUGGUUACCGCAGAACGACCUCCUGGGUCACUCCAACAUCAAAGCUUUCCUUAGCCAUGGAGGUUUGAACAGCAUUUUUGAAACCAUGUACCACGGGGUCCCAGUGGUGGGGAUCCCCCUUUUUGGAGACCAUUACGAUACCAUGACCCGUGUGCAGGCCAAAGGCAUGGGAAUACUGCUCAACUGGAAGACUAUGACUGAGAGUGCACUGUAUGAAGCCCUAGUAAAAGUUAUUAAUGACCCCAGCUACCGGCAGCGGGCGCAGCGGCUGUCUGAGAUCCACAAGGACCAGCCUGGCCACCCCGUGAACCGGACUGUGUACUGGAUUAACUACAUCCUCCGCCACAACGGAGCCCAGCAUCUACGUGCCGCUGUUUACAGCAUCUCCCUCUUUCAGUAUUUCUUACUGGAUAUCGCCUUUGUCCUUCUAGUGGGUGCUGCCUUACUUUACUAUGUGUUGGCCAGGGUGGCCAGGUUUGUCUGCAGGCAGAGCAAGCAGCUCUGGUCGAACGACAAGCACAGCGCCGUGAACGGACACUACCAGAACGGGAUCCCCAACGGCAAGUACAGGAGGAACGGCCACAUCAAGCAUGAAAAGAAGGUGAAAUGAGCCAACGGCCCCCCCCAGUGUAAAGUAGUAACGAAUCAGAUCAGUAAUCGAAUUUUAUCGCUGUAACUUAGCCUAACAACUACUUAAAAAGAAAAAAAAAAACAACAAACCUCGGUAAGCAGUUCUAACACUCCCCUUCGGUAUGUAAUAUUAUGUGACAAAAUUCUACGGAACUAAGAGAAGCCUUUAAAAAAAGAAAAAGGAAAAAAAAAAAAAAAGAGCAAGCAAGCAAGCAAGCACAACCUAAAAUGGAAAAUGUUUUAUUCUUAAUACUGAUGCAGAGAGGUUAUUUUGGCACUGAAGUUUUUAGAAGCCUUAAUUCUCUAUAAAGUUCUAUACGACGACCGUAUUUAUGAAUUUUGAGUUUUUUAAAAGCUCAAUGUGUGUGUCCCAAAUGAGGAGAGGUUUCUUUUUAUUUGCAGAGGUGUUCUCCUUUUAUUUUUUUAUUAUUUUAAUAUGUCCAUCCUUUUAGCUGAGAGAACUCUAGUGCUAGUUCUGUGUUUCCUUCGUUGGAGGUUCAACAUGUUGUGUAAGAAUGCUGUUUAAAACAAAAAGUUCUUCCCAGUCUUUAUGCAAGAAAUAGCAAGUUGCAGACUGAAAACACAGACCUUAAAAAAAAAAAGAAAUAAUCUUAAUGAGCACUGAAGAAAAAUGGCAAAAAUAUGUACUUGUUUUACUGAUAAGCUGCAUGACUCUUCUGCUCACUCCCAGUACUUCGGCGAAAAGGGUCUUGAGCAAGCCUACUGUAGGUCCUAAUUUUAAUUUAGACAAAAUUUCAUUUGUUGCCUUUCUCUGCAUAAUGUAAUUUAUGCCACGAAAAUAUUAGGGAGUUCUGUUCCAGUUCAAAAAAUAUGGCUGGGUGGGGAAGUAGAUUUGCGUAAUUAAGAAAAACAAAUGAAACAACAACAACAACAGCAGCAACAAAGAAAAAGAUAAGAAAACAGUAAGAAAAUCUAUCCCUGUGCUUCGUGCAGGAGGUUUUGUAACGGCCCAGAGCUGUGCAGAAUCGAACCACUCCUUGGGGUCUGUUCAAAAAGGAACCAACCAACCCCCAGCAAACACCCCGCACUCCCCCCAGAGUUGAAUGUCUUUCCUUGUUAAUUCUCACGAAGUUCUUUCGGAAUCGCAAUGUUCGUAGCUGUUCUCUUUCAAUGGUUGUAUCUGGAAAAAAAAAAAAA